AUGCUGACGACGAGGUCGUCGUCGUCGAAUGACCGGCUCGCGAUCAUCGACGAUCCGCAAAAUCUCAGACAGACGCCAAUGAAGAUUCGUCAAGUCUCGCGUCUUCUCGACGGACCCGAGAGAAUUCGAGAAAGUGUGCAGGUCGCGAAACCGCUAAAAGGUCCGCAGGAGGAGUUCAUCAAAACCGUCUACGAUGUGCUUCAGCGAGCCUCGCAAAUGCAUCCCGACGGCGCCGCGUUCGGCGAGUCCGCCAAUGGCGAAUUCCGGUGGGCGACGUUCAAGGAGACGAUGGACGAGGUGCGGAUCAUCGGAUCGGCGAUCGAGCGCCUCCGCGGCACCACCAAACUCAUCGGCAUCGCCGGCAUCCAAUCGAUUCGAUAUAUGAAUUGUAUUCACGCGAUCUCGGCGUUCGGUUUGACGGCGGUCCCGUUGUAUCACAACUCGAAAUUGGAUACACUUUGCGACAUCGUGGCCAGCUGCCAACUCGAGCUGAUAUUUUUCGAUUGCAAAUCGCGAGCCGACUCGUUUUUGGCGGCGCGCGACCGCGGUGACCCUCGUCUGGUGAGCCUACGAUCGGUGAUCGUACUCGAGCGCGUCGACGAAACGCCGACAAACUGCGACGCGGCGGUGAACGUGCUCAACUAUGAGAAAUUGCGAAACAUCGGCGUUGAUGAUUUGCGCGAAGUGCCGAAACCCGAUCCGGAAUCGAUUUAUGUGAUUUGUCAUACCAGCGGAACGACGGGAAAACCGAAAGGCGUCGAAAUGUCGCAUCGAGCGCUCGUCGCCGUUGUUUCCGGCGUCGCAACAUCAUGGACAGUGGCACAUGACUGGAAAUUCGGACAAGACGACGUCUAUUUUAGUUUUUUGUCGCUCGCGCACAUUUAUGAGCAUCUCAUGCAGACGCUCACCCUCUAUUUCGGCGGUCGCAUCGGAAUCUACGACGGCAACGUGUCGACGCUGGUGCCGCAAAUUCAGGCCCUUCAGCCGACGAUCAUCUCGCUGGUCCCGCGACUCCUCAACAAAUUGUACGAGAGCGUCCACACUCAAAUGGCGAAAAAGAAUAUCAUUGCGCGAAAAUUGUUUGAUUACGCGAAAAAAACCAAAAUCCGACAACUCGAAGCCGGCGUUUUGAGCUACGAUAGUCUCAUCGACAAAUUUGUGCUCAAAAACCUCAAAAAAUUGAUUGGCGGACGAGCGAAGGUGCUCACCACCGGCGGCGCGCCACUCACCAAAGAAGUCAAACAAUUCUCGCGAUUCGCCUAUGGAUGCCCGCUAAUUGAGGGGUAUGGUCAAACCGAAUGCGGAGCCGGCGGGACCCUCACUCUACCAUGGGACACCACGUAUGGCAAUGUUGGCGGACCAUCACCAUGGGCUCAGGUCAAACUCGUUGAUGUGCCCGAAAAAGGCUACUUUGCGCAGAAUGAUGAAGGCGAGGUGUGUUUCCGCGGCGCCGCCCUCAUGACCGGCUAUUUCCAAGACGUCGAGUUGACGCGCGCGACCAUCGACGAGCACGGCUGGCUGCACACCGGCGACAUUGGGCGUUGGCUCGACAACGGUGCGUUGCAGAUCGUCGACCGAAAGAAUGAGAUGUUCAAAAUGUCGCAGGGCGAUUUCGUCUCGCCGAUUCAGAUCGAGGCCAUCUACACGAAUUCGCCGCUCGUCAUACAGAUGUUCGUGACCGGCUCGACGGAGCGCUCAUUCCUCGUCGGCAUCGCGGUCGUCGAUCGAUGUCGUUUUCAAGAUUUCAAACGGGACCACGCGGGGGUGGUGAAGCGCCUUGGCAACGACGACGACGACGACGAGAAAUUGCUGGCAACUGGCGAGAUUCGCGAGAUAUUCCUCAAAGAACUCAACGAGUUUGGACGAACGUGCGGAUUGCAGACGAUUGAGCUCGUGAAAAACAUUCGGCUAACGUUGCAGGAAUUCACCGAAGAGAAUGGCCUUGUGACGUCGACGCUGAAAAAUCGGCGAAAAAUUCUGCAAAAACAUUUUGAGAGGGAAAUUGCCGAAAUGUACUCGGAGAUUGGCACAUUGUGA
Molecule: messenger RNA, 2037 nt
Organism: Caenorhabditis bovis
Lineage: Eukaryota; Metazoa; Nematoda; Chromadorea; Rhabditida; Rhabditidae
Source: the annotation of a GenBank genome assembly